Molecule: messenger RNA, 1131 nt
Organism: Phaethon lepturus (White-tailed tropicbird)
Lineage: Eukaryota; Metazoa; Chordata; Aves; Phaethontiformes; Phaethontidae
Gene: IL2RG
Product: interleukin 2 receptor, gamma
Exons: 8
Coding region: 1-1131 (376 amino acids)
Biological process (GO): cytokine-mediated signaling pathway
Cellular component (GO): membrane; external side of plasma membrane
Molecular function (GO): cytokine receptor activity; protein binding
Source: RefSeq, a predicted model, not a curated record
AUGGUGGAGGAGCUGCGGUGGGAAGCACAACCCAGCAAAGCCCCCAUCACCCAGACACAGGGACACUUGGGCACCUGCAAACACCGAAAAGAUGCACCCCCAGGCUCUGGUGCAACCACCCACCACCACGGUGCCCAGCAGUGUCUGUCCCUUGCAGGGGUGGAGUGUGUCCUCUUCAACGAGGAGUACAUGACCUGCACGUGGGGGAGCAGAGAGACACUCACAGCCAACUACUCCCUCUACUACUGGUAUGAGAACAGGUCCCCCGUGGUGGAGUGCAAGCACUACUUGCAGGACCAGGACAUCACUGUCGGCUGCCACUUCAACCAGAGUGAGAUCAUCCAGUUCCAGCCUUUCCACGUCCUCGUCAAUGCCAGCCUCGGCGGCAGGACCCUGGAGAUCCCCAGUGAGCGCAUGCAGCUGCAGGACCUGGUGAAACCAGAGGCGCCUGUCAACCUGACCAUCCGCAACAUGAGCAGCAAUCAGCUGCAGCUGACCUGGACCUCCCCGUACCCCAAAGUCCAGUGCCUGGAGCAUGCCAUCAAGUACAAGAGCAACAAGGACACCAGCUGGACGGAGCACCGGGUGAAAGGAGACAUCUUCUCCUUCCCUAGUGUGGACUACGAGAAGUACUACACCUUCUACGUACGCAGCAAGAUCAACAGCUACUGUGGCAGCACCCAGCUCUGGAGUGAGUGGAGCAUCCCUGUGGUCUGGGGCAGCAACUCCACCAGCAAGGGCAUGGCAGAGGAGCAGCUACACUGGUUCUGGAUUCACACGGUCUUGGUCCCCAUUGCCUCCUGCCUGCUCCUGCUGGUCCUCAUCGUCCUGCUGGUGCGCAUGGAAAGGGUGUGGGUCAUCCUCAUGCCCCGAAUCCCCAACCCCAGCAAGAACUUCGAUGACCUUUUCAUCACCCACAAUGGCAACUUCCAGGAAUGGGCGGGAGUCCCCAAAGACAUUGUGGAGAGCUUCAAGCCCAACUACAGUGAGAACAUCUGCUAUGUGAGCGAGCUACCUCCCAAGGACAGCUAUGAGCAUCUCUGGGAGGGCAGCAACCACCCACCAUCAGUGAUGCCCGGGGCCCCGGCUGCGCCUCACGAGCACAGCCCCUACAAGAACAGCUAUGUGUGA